Molecule: messenger RNA, 8726 nt
Organism: Lymnaea stagnalis (great pond snail)
Lineage: Eukaryota; Metazoa; Mollusca; Gastropoda; Lymnaeidae
Source: the annotation of a GenBank genome assembly
AAACACUCUACUUUUUGUAAAAUGUCAUUGUUGUGGCUCUAGUUCUUAGUUACAAGUACUGAGAGUUAUAAGUAGCGAAAGGGCCUGUACUGUGACUGUCCUUUUGCAUUUCUUUCUUCAUUUACCAAAGUAGGCAAGUAGGUCUUAGUCUGCUCAUGGAGGACGGUUAAACAUACCAAGUGAGAUUUAAAUAAUGAACAAGUUCAAGAAAUUGUAAAAGUCUAGUUUAGACUCAUUUAUUCAACUGAAACAUUGUUAGCCAACUUGACUAAAUUAUUGGCCUAGCUGGCUUUGUAGUGUCACUGUGUACUAUUCCUAAGUUAGUAACAGUCUAAGUUUGUAGCUAACUAACUAUAACUAAAACUAUUUGUCUAUUAUAUAAAGCCCAAAAACUAAGCCCUAUUCAACAAAGACAAAAUUUAAUGAAACGAACUAAGUAACUAAGCUUCAAAGUAUAGUUAUAUAUUAUUGCUACUCUUAAACCUUAGCCUGAAAAGACAUACUACGACUAGACUACAACCAUGGGCGCCCGCAGAAAACUUUCUAGGGUGGUCCAAAAAAAAUCGAUUAACUUUCCAGGGGGGGGGGGGGGAAAAAUUUUUUUAGUAAAGUUUUAAUAUAGUAUAGUUUUCAUUUACUGUAGCGUAUUUGUAUGGUGAACGNACUUUCCAGGGGGGGGGGGGGGCAAAAUUUUUUUAGUAAAGUUUUAAUAUAGUAUAGUUUUCAUUUACUGUAGCGUAUUUGUAUGGUGAACGAACGGACAGGACAUCAGCUUAGUUACUUUUUCUUUAUUUUCUCUUUACUUUAAUACAUUUUUUGUCUAUUUUUGUCUAAAAAUUUUUUAUCCAAUCAAUCGAGGGGGGGGGGGGGCAAGUACCCCACCUUGCCCCUACCUGCGGGCGCCCAUGACUACAACUCAUGUAACUUAUAACUUAUAUAAGUUGUAGUCUUUAAGUUUCUGUGUUUAGUUUAUAAUACAAAGUAGGAAAAUUAUAUGACAAUAAGGGGGAGAGAUUGCAGUCAGAUUAGCUGGAAGGCAAAAUGUGAAACUAAGUAUGGGAAAAGCUGAAUAUGGUUUUGUUGCAUCCUUUUUUCAGGUUUUCCCAUGCCCAUACUUUGUUUCACUUAUAUCUUUAAGCCUAUUAUAAUAAAUAUGUAGGCUAUUACCCACAAUCAGUGGUGGACUAGUAAGGGUGUCAAUUUACCCAAUGGCGCGUGGGCGCCUGAACAUUAGACAAAAUCUUAUAAUUUGUUUUUAUGACCUUUAAGUGGCUUGAAUAUCUAACAAUAAAAGAAAUACUUCAGUAAAUCUAUUGACAUGCUAAUGGCUCGUUAUGGAUUAUUAAUUACUUCAGUAAAUCUAUUGACAUGCCAAUGGGUUGUAAUGGAUAUCAAUUAAUUCAGUAAAUCUAUGAACAUGUUAUUGGCUUGUUAUGGAUUAUUAAUUACCGGUACUUCAGUAAAUCUAUUGACAUGCUAAUGGCUUGUUAUGGAUUAUCAAGUACUUCAUUAAAUCUAUGAACAUGCUAAUGGCUUGUUAUGGAUUAUCAAUUAAUUCAGCAAAUCUAUUGACAUGCUAAUGGCUUGUUAUAGAUUAUCAAUUACUUCAUUAAAUCUAAAAACAUGCUAAUGGGUUGUUAUGGAUUAUCAAUUACUUCAGUAAAACUGUGAACAUGCUAAUUGCUUGUUAUGGAUUAUCAAUUAAUUCAGCAAAUCUAUUGACAUGCUAAUGGCUUGUUAUAGAUUAUCAAUUACUUCAUUAAAUCUAAAAACAUGCUAAUGGGUUGUUAUGGAUUAUCAAUUACUUCAGUAAAACUGUGAACAUGCUAAUUGCUUGUCAUGGAUUAUCAAUUAAUUCAGCAAACCUAUUGACAUGCUAAUGGCUUGUUAUGGAUUAUCAAGUACUUCAUUAAAUCUAUGAACAUGCUAAUGGCUUGUUAUGGAUUAUCAAUUAAUUCAGCAAAUCUAUUGACAUGCUAAUGGUUUGUUAUAGAUUAUCAAUUACUUCAUUAAAUCUAAAAACAUGCUAAUGGAUUGUUAUGGAUUAUCAAUUAAUUCAGUAAAUCUAUUGAUAUGCUACUGGUUCGUUAUGAAUUACAAAUUCUUUCAGCAAAGCUAAUGAGAUACUUAUGGUCUGUUGUGGAUUAUCAAUUACUUCAGUAAAUCUGACAUGCUAAUGGCUUGUUAUGGAUUAUAAAUGAUACAAGAUUCAGAUGAGUUUGAUGCAGAAACUAAAAGAGGAGCAAACAUUUUACUCUAAAGACUUGUAAAGUUUGAAACAAUGCUAACAUGAACAUCAUUAACUUGUAUAUAUUUGAAAGUACAGCCCCAUUAUCAAGUGAUUCACAGAUAUGAUGUAUACAUAGCUUUAAUGAGUUGAUUCAGCUAAAACAAAGUUGAAGGAACAGAGAACUUAUGAGCUUUUAAUGCAAAAAAGUUGUAAAGGUAUGAAAGGUUAUGCUGAUUGGACCAAGCAAAGUUUAAACCUUAAUAAAAGGCCUUGAAGAUGAGCCAUUGGAUGAUAUUAUUAAUCUGUUGCCAUAAAUCAGCAAAAAUCAGGCAAUAUUUGAAUUGUUUUCACUUGCUUCAAACUGAUAUGCAUUUUACAGCUAUUGCUUGACAAUGAUAUAAGCUUAGGCAUUCCAGUUACAAAAAGUUAUACAUUCUGUGUAGGCAACAAUUGUUGUGAGAUUUACAAAAUGAUCCGGUGAAUACAAAUGAUUGCUCUCAAAACCUAGUUGUGAAAGUGUAAAAUAUACAAUAGUAGCAACCUAUUAAAAAAAUAGCAUCUAUUUAUUUAAUAUUCGCUGAAAACUAUUAGUAGACAUUUAAUAUGUACCAUAUAUUAUGUCCACUGUACUGUAAUUGCUAUUUUAAAAAAUUAAUAUAAGGCCAAUUUUUUAAUAUUUUUUAAAGUUUUAUUUAUUUCUUAUGGAAGUAAAAUAAUAAUGAUAGUCAUAAAGAUGUGAGUGGUUCUCCUUUUUCUCCUGCCUGGAAACCAAUAUUUUUAGACCCAGUCCCCCGCUGUUGGCUAUUAUUAUUAUUAUGUACAUUAUUAAGUUUUAGUGUCAAAUCACCUGAGACUAUUUGAUAAUUGAUAACCCACUAUGAUAAAAGAGUUAUAUAACAAGGGUAGUAUUUUAAGUAGGACUGCUGGUUUAGCAGCAUGGUUAUAGUGACUGCAUAUCUCAAAUCUGAAACAUGGCUUUGUUUACAAAAUUGUUAAUCCAUGCCUGCCAAUUACGAUAUUUUUUUUUUUUUGGUUUAAAUUUACAUCACUACCUUCUUGUUCUCAUCAAAACAAAUUAAAUAUUUAACAACACAAAUGUGUAUUGUUUUACUAUUUAUAAUGACUAUAAGCAGUUCUAAAUAAAGUAAAUCUGUAGUCUAUAACUUUUAUUAUAUAGUUUAUAAUUGUGUUGCUAUUUAUGGCUUGUAUGUGUUUACUUCAAAUCCAUGAUGAGCAAAUUAUUUUACCUAUAAUAAUUUUCACUAAUUAUUUUUAAAAAUUCUUGAACAGGAACAGUUAACACAUAGGAGCAAAGAUGAAAACCAAGUCAUGAACACUGCAGGACUAAGCUGUCAGGAAUUCAUAGAAAGUCUUCUGUGACCAAUCAUCCCAACACAAAGAAGAAAUGGAUGUUAGGUUAAGGAAACUUGUGUUUUUGUUGAUUCAUUUUACUUUGGUACAGAGAACAGGUAAUUAUUUUAAUUCAUGUUUUAAAAAAAAAUAAUCACAACACGCAGAAUUCAUGGUUGUACUACAAAAUUAUUUUGAACAUAACAGUACCAGUAUUUAUUUCUACUUCAGUAUAACUCAUUUACCUUCAUUUGGUAUUUAUAAUGCACAUUUGUAAUCAACUGAGAAUGCAUCAAACAUAAAAUAUUUACCUAUAAAUUAGGAAAAGGUAAAAAUCUAUUUUGGACCAUACAUUCCACCAUAUUUAAAUAUAAGUUUCUUAUGCAUUACAGGCAGCCAGUACUAUAGCACCCAAACUUGCACUGAUUUUUCAAGUCCAAUGGCAUUUACAACUAUUGCCUCACGGACAGGAACCUUUCAGUUCCCGAAUUCUGGAGUCAAGUAUAAGGCGUAAGUGUUAAAAAAAAAUUGCUGAGACUCCUGAAUGGCUCAUUUUUCUGAAAGUUCUGUAGCUUAAAAAAAUUGUUUUAGUUGUCUCUAAAAAUAUUGUCUUUAAUUAUUUAAAAGUAUAAUGAAGCUAAGAAAGAUAGCUGAUGUGUGGAAGAACAUUAAUUAAAAAUAAUAAAUUGUUGAGUUACUUGUAUAAAUAUAUUACAAUAGCUAUGUAGACCUCGGCAGACACUUGCCAUUAUAGUUUAUGAGUGGGACCUCAUGAACUUGCUCAUAUGUUUUUGGUACAACUCAAUGUCACAAAGGUUAAACCUGGCAGUAGUUUGACAAUUGCGGGUAGUUUUAUCACUAGCUUCACCCACUCAAUGAGACAAGAGUCAGAUCUGGUAGUAAGUGCUUGCACUUCGUGCAAGUAGGUCGAGUUUAAAGUAGUUGUUGCUCUAGAAGAAAUUUUUAUUUUUUAUUUUUAGAAAAGAUGACUUCUAAUCUCUCAAAUAUUUUUUCCCCAAUACUUUUGUUUUCCUAUUUAUAAAAAAAAUUGGUGAACAGGGAGGUGCCGUUUUUGUGUUUGUCUAUUUAUUUUAUUGAAUUGAAAUUUAAAUUCACAAAUAACCCAAAAUAAAAUUGGCUCUAACAAUCUUUUUCAGAAAUGAAAAAUGUGAUUGGAGCAUCACAUCUGAGUCUCCUGAUAUGAUCAUCAAGCUGCAAAUAACCUUAAGCAACUUAGAGGGAAAAGACAUAUAUGGGGAAUGUAACAGAGACUAUGUUGACAUAUUCAAUAGUGAGUGUAUGUCUGUCACAAGUUAAGUCAGAUUUCUCCAAAUGACAGAUGGGCUUCUUUCUUAUUUCUGUUUAAGUUAAAAAUGAAAGUUUGUUUACAUUUUGUUUCCUGUAGAUAGUGUUCCAUUUAAAAAACUAAAUUGUUUUUGAUAAUAACUUCCAACACACCAUAACAAAGCUACCUUGUUAAUUUGCUCUCUACAAAUUACAGGGUUGAAUAACAUGAUACAUUUUGCCCAAUUUUUUAAAAUAAUAAUUGUAAUAAUUGUAUAAUAAUAAUAAUAAUAAAUAAUUGCCAUAGUUUUUUUUUCUUCCUUUACUAAGGGAUUAAUGGUGAGGAUGUUUUUCUAAACCGUUUCUGUGGAUAUCAAACGGGAGUAUACCAAAGCAGUGGUCCAGUGAUGGUUGUUCGUUUUAUGUCAAAUGAAGCGUUUGAGUUUUCUGGGUUCUCAGCUAAAUAUCAAGCAGUCAAAGGAGGUAACAAUGAUAUAGAACUUCUGGUUUAAUAGUUUCAAAACGAAGAACUGUAGUUGAUUUUUUUUUUUUUUUUAAAAGUAAUUUCACACAUUUUUAAGUAAAUUUUUUUUUAUCCCAACUAGAAACCACUGAUGGCCUCAGUUCUCACAACACAACAAUUUUAGCAAUUUGCAUUCCUGUGGCUGUUGUACUCCUGGCCAUGACCGUCCCAUUUACCUGGGGCAUGGUCAAGCUGUACAAACGAAGGAGAGCAUCCAGUGCACCUCGCUUAGUUGACAGCAUUCCACCCCAAGGCAGGAUAGUCCCACGCAGACCACAGCCAUAUCAGAGAAACACACACAGCAGCUCACACAUAUCCACGGGUGCUGAUUACGGAUAUGACAUUUACAAUGAACCUUAUCAAGUCCAUAUGCCUUUGGAGUUUGAGGAUAAUUUACGUAGCGUCACCCCUCCGCCAGCCUAUGACUCAAUAUGUUAUGAUUCUGCAAAUUUUGGGAAUGAUGGUCUACCUACGAGCCCACCUCCAUAUGAGCAGGUUCUUAAGUCAAAUAUGGAGCAACAGGAUUCCAGCACUGAUGCAUAUGUUUAACAGCAGUUGGCCUCUGGCUUUGCUUGUCAUACUUUAAAGGGCAAUGUCUUGAAAGAAUAUUCUGUAUAUUGAUAAAAAGAUUUAAUUCAUGAUAAGUCAUUGAGAUGUGAUUUAUUUUCAUCAAAUAACUCCUCAACUUUUAAAAAAAAAGAAGUUUUGAAUACAUUUGACAAUUUUAGAAAUAUUAUUCAUCUUUUCAAUAGAAGAAUUUAAUAAAUGUUUAAAAAAAAUAGAGUUAUCAGAAUAUUUUAAUUAACUUUAUUUCUUAUAAAAGUUCCACCAUCUUAAUGAUUUUUAUAACUUCAUCUUUUCUACAAUUAUUUCUCCACAAGAAAAUUAAAAAACAAUUUUCUUCAGGCUUACAUAUUUUAUUUUAUACAUAAAUAUGGUGGAGCCUUCCAAGACGUUAAGACAUAUAAUAAUAAACUAAACAAUAAAAUUAAAAAAGCGAAAGAUGUUUGAUCUGUUUUAAUUAUUAAAUAAGAAUACUUUCUAAGAAUUUGGAUUUGCUCGCAAAAAUCUAAAACUAACCUUCCUUUAAGUUGAAUGUACUCUAUGAUUAUGAUAUAAACAACUGACAUUGGACUUUACUGUCUGGACAUGGCACAUUUUUCUUCUAAAACAGGUUUAAAAAAAGAUACAUUCGACCAGUUUUUCAUCACAACUGAUUAUAAAACUACUUACAACACCUCCUCCCCCCCCCUCCCCCCACUUUUUUCCAGGAAAGGUUAAAAUGGAAUUACUCUUGAGUCUUCCUCUUUGUGCAAUACUUUGUGUUAUUGGUCUCAAUAAAAAAUAAACUUUUAUUCAAUUUUCUGACAUGUUACAAGAUUUAAUGCUAUUCUUUUGAUUUGUGGCCAGUCUUGUUGUUGGCACUCAUGCAUUUUAAUUGGAUGGGGGGAUCUCCCAUAUAAGUUGAAGCAAGUCCCUUAAACGUCCAUUACCUUGGCAGACCUGUUUACCCUCAAACUCUUAAAAUCGUACAAUAUCAUCACAUAAUCGUUCAAUACAUUCUCUUUAUAGAAAAAAAAACGUGCAGUAUAUAUAAUUUAUACACCUCAAAAUCGUACAUUGUACGCCAAAAUCGUAAGAGUAAACAGGUCUGCCUUGGCUGUCCAUUUCUUGAAAUGCUAAGCUGUUGGAGUUAAUUGAGUGCUCUCCUCUUUAUUAUAUUAUGUUGUUUAAACAUUUUUAAACAGUUUAAAAACACAUUUUUUUUACAUUAGUAGAAUUCAGUUUUGUUUCAUUAUUUUAACUUGAAUAUAUUUUUAAAUAAUUGAAUGUAUUGAUUUUUAUCCUAAAUAAGUCUGACCUUGUUAAUCUGACAAAUCUUACCAUCUAUAUCACUCUUUGUGUAGAUAACUACUUGACUGAAUAUGGUGUUGAACUAUGUAAAAUAAUUUACAUUUUACUAAGACCUCUUAGAACUCUUAGAAUUUAUUUAUUGAAUACACAAUUUUCAAUUUAAUAAAAAUUCCAUUAAGUAUGUUUUAUGUAGAAUACCUUUCAUGAACAAUAACCCAAAGCUGUAAGAGGCAUGUGCAUUUUUACAAAAGAUUUUGUCUACUUGUUAAAAUCGAACAUUUAUAAAAAAAAAAAGUUUAAAAUAGGUUAUAGAUUGAGAUAAAUAUUAUUUAAGCAAAACUAAUAACUUAUUUAAACUUAUUCAUGUCCUAUGUAUAACCCUGCCAUAUUUUUUAGCCUAAUUUCCAACAAAUUUUGUUCAAUUUGGAAUACUUUUUAAAAAAACAACACUUUUAUAUAUAUAUUUUUUUAAAAAAUGUUUUUUUUUUGUAUUAAGUUAUUUUUUAAUGAAUUUUUUGGUUAUAUUUUGAUAAAGUGUUCGCUCCCUUCCUUUCAUUCCGAUCUAUUGUACAACAUCCUCUUUCAGUUGUAUAUUUCAAGGCUGACGAUUUGUUCACUUUCGGUCUAUGCAAGUGGCCACUUGCAAACAUGUUGAAUAUUUUUUUUUACUAUUAUACAUUGUAAAAUCUUGUGUUUUUUUUGUGGUCAAUAUUUCUUGCUAAAUUCAUUGGUGCGGUACUCCAUUUUGUAUGUAUAUCAUAGCAUCCAUUCCAAAUCAUAGCCAUUUAAUAACAAUAUAUUUUUUAUACAAAUACACAUUUUUACCUAUAUUGGAUUUGAUGUGAAAAGGAUGAGAUCACAAAAAACAAACUUUAAAAAAAACCCACAAGAUUUGUAAAUAUUUAUUUUUUACUUAAGCCAGAUCUGAGACAAUGGUGGCAAUUUGGUCGGUUUCUGUUAGUUUACAUUAAAUUUAAUGAAAGUCUUUCGUUUUUUAAAAACUUUUUUUGCUUACACGAAAAUCCCAAAUGAUAAAAUAAUCCUUUGCGGUAGAAAAAAAACACAACUUUUCUAAGAAAUCUGCUUUUGAUGUUUACUGGCAGUGUAAAUUUUUUCAAGUCUCCCCUAUAAACUAUAAACACAUUACAGUUUUGUUUUGACAUACAUAUGCACUGUCUACUUGUCUAAUCAGUGGCAUAAUGUACGAUUUUUAGAUAUGCUGGCAUGUGGGUUCAUUUCAAACCGUGUCUCCAUCUUUAAUUAUCAAACAAAACAAGGGUAGAAGUUUUAUCAGCUUUAUCAAAAAAAAUGUUUCCAUAACACGUUUUUCUUUGAGUUUACUUGUAAAAUUUGCCAGCUUUGUGCCUCUAGGAAGCUCAAACCAAAGGGCUGGAGGGACUGUCCCUGCCAGGGAGUAUCACUCCCUCUCUACUUCCACAUGUUGAACAGUUGUGAUAAAAGAACAUUAAACACAUGCAUUCUUGA